Messenger RNA from Limulus polyphemus (Atlantic horseshoe crab), 417 nucleotides. Its product is annotated as mediator of RNA polymerase II transcription subunit 27-like. The annotation marks the transcript as partial. Gene Ontology annotation, cellular component: mediator complex. The record is from RefSeq and is a predicted model, not a curated record. Gene Ontology annotation, molecular function: transcription coactivator activity. Gene Ontology annotation, biological process: regulation of transcription by RNA polymerase II. NCBI's taxonomy places the organism in Eukaryota, Metazoa, Arthropoda, Merostomata, Xiphosura, Limulidae. The transcript has 4 exons.
AUUACUCUUGCAAGAACUCUUAAAGCUUUAGUGUUGCUUAGAGGACUUGUUAUUGAAUGGGUGGUGGUCAAAGGAUUUAAUGAAGACUUCUGUAAAGAAGAUGAGAAGCUGGAUAUGUGGUCAGGAUCUCGCUAUAAAGUGUUUCAAAAGGUUACAGAUCAUGCAAAUGCAGCAAUGCUCCAUUUCUAUUCUCCACUGAUGCCAGAUAGGGCACUCAAGUCUUUUGUUACUUGGCUUCAUAGCUAUGCAUCCUUAUUUUCUGCUACUUGUCGUCGCUGUGGAAACCGUCUUCACAACAAUAUGCCUCCAACUUGGAGAGAUGUUCGAAGUUUAGAUAUAUUCCAUGAGGCAUGCAAGCCAUAGAAAUUUCAUUACCUUUUAUGCCAAUUUCUUUGCUUAUUAAAAAAAUUUUCAUCA